Cladophialophora psammophila CBS 110553 is the source of this 1077-nucleotide messenger RNA. RefSeq lists its product as uncharacterized. The record is from RefSeq and is a predicted model, not a curated record. Bases 1 to 1077 code for a protein of 358 amino acids. The transcript has a single exon. NCBI's taxonomy places the organism in Eukaryota, Fungi, Ascomycota, Eurotiomycetes, Chaetothyriales, Herpotrichiellaceae. Gene Ontology annotation, molecular function: dioxygenase activity.
AUGUCCGCCACCACGACGAGCACAAUCACCACCCGGAUUCACGGGAGCAUUCCACCUUUCCCAGCCGACCUUAUUCACGCGCCGAUUGCUGAGAUCUCCUCCAAACGCCUCCUGGAAAAGGACCCUUCGUCCACAGCGGCGGUUUUGCAAGCAUGCCAGACGUACGGAUUUUUCUAUCUUGACAUGACCGACUCCGAACAGGGACGCGAGCUCCUCACCGAAGCGGAUCAGCUCCAUGACUUGAGCAAGAAGGCGCUAGCUCUUCCCUUUGAAGAAAAAGACCAAUACGACUUUCGCAAGACAGGCUCCUUUUUCGGGUACAAACCCGCCGGCACGGUCAAGUUGACCGACAAGUCCCAGCGUCCAGACAGCACCGAGUUCUUCAACAUUGGGAAGGACUGUCUCUUUGGCGUCGCGCCGAGCAGGACGUAUCCCGAGAUCAUCCAGGAUGCGAGGCCAUUGCUUCAGGCAUUCUGCAAGGGCGCGCACGAGAUGGCCAUGACGAUCCUCCGCACGCUCGCGCGCGCCUUCGGCGAAGAAGACGAGGAAAUCUUCGUCAACCUCAACCGCUUCGAGGAGUCGUCAGGCGACCAUAUCCGCCUGACGCUCAAGCCUCCUUCGGACGCAACGAAGACGGAUGUCCUUGGGCUGCCCUCGCACACCGACUUUGGCAGCGUCACCAUCCUCUUCAACUGGCUCGGUGGGCUCCAGAUCGAAUCGCGCACUCCCGGCCGCGUCGGCGAAUGGGAGUACGUCAAGCCAGUACCGGGAAAAGCGAUCAUCAACCUAGGGGAUGGCAUGGUGCACUUUUCCAACGGAAGCCUGAAGAGCGCGAAACGCCGCGUGGUGCCGUCGCCCGGACCGCAGGCCGGGAUGGAACGGGUGAGCGUCGUGUAUUUCGUCCGGCCCACGCACCACAGUUUGAUGAAGCCCGUGGGGAGAUUCGACACCCAAGACAACGACGACCGCGUCAAGGUCGCGGGCAAGUUUUCAGACGGCAUCGACAGCAGCAAAGUGCACACGGCGAGAGAAUGGCUCGAGAAGCGCUACGUACAACUGGCGUCCUCAAAAGAGUGA